Molecule: messenger RNA, 1839 nt
Organism: Talaromyces amestolkiae
Lineage: Eukaryota; Fungi; Ascomycota; Eurotiomycetes; Eurotiales; Trichocomaceae
Exons: 2
Coding region: 1-1839 (612 amino acids)
Biological process (GO): amino acid transmembrane transport
Cellular component (GO): membrane
Molecular function (GO): L-amino acid transmembrane transporter activity
Source: RefSeq, a predicted model, not a curated record
AUGUCUCCUGUGACGUUUUCUGCAGAGAGACAGGCUCUCAACGGCCAACCACCGCGCGAUUCCCUCGAGCUUGCCUCGCUCGCUUCGUCCGACGCUGGCUCUGCCGGGCGAUCCUCAUACGAAUCCUCGCGAUCAGGCAUCUCUUCGUCCCGGAGAUUGUCCCUAGAAGCCGACGACCCAUUAUCCGAACAAAGGGGCUUGGGAACAAGUCGCACACGACCGAACCGUUCUUAUUCUGUAUCGUCUGCCUUUGACUUUGGCAGCAACUUAUUCCCCCUUUCGCAAACCGCUGGCGGCUAUGCUCCCCUCGGCGCACCUUCGGUAACUUCAUUGGAACGGUAUGCGGGGCUUCGCGACGCCUCGUUGGAAAAGCACAAGUCCUUGACUUACCUCAAUGGACUAUCGUUGAUUGUUGGUUUGAUCAUUGGUUCGGGUAUAUUUUCGUCUCCGAGUCAGGUCAACUUCAAUGCUGGGUCGCCAGGCGCAGCUUUGAUCGUGUGGGCGCUGGCAGGUGUCUUGGCAUGGACAGGCGCAGCUAGCUACGCAGAACUGGGAGGAGCGAUUCCGUUGAACGGUGGGCCGCAAGUCUAUCUGUCUAAGAUCUUUGGCGAGAUGAUGGGAUUUCUGUUUGCCUGGUGCGCGGUUUUCGUACUUAAACCAGGUUCCGCAGCAAUUAUAGCCAUCAUAUUCGGCGAGUAUGCCGUAAGAGCCUUUAUCGGAACCGAAGUGGAAACGAUCAGUCCGUGGAUCAACAAGGGUGUAGGACUCGCUGGCGUUUUGUUUGUGACGAUCCUCAACUGCGCGUCGACGAAGCUUGCUACCCUUGUUGGAGAUAUCUCCAUGUUUUUCAAGUUCGGCGCACUGCUCGCAGUCACAAUCAUUGGAGUCAUAGUCGCCAUAACGGGCAUAUCGUCAAAGGGAGAGGCCAAUCAAGAUUGGAAGAAUUCCGGCUGGUUCGAGGGGACAAGCACAGACAUCUCUGACUGGGCUGUUGCGCUAUAUGCAGGGCUGUGGGCAUUCGACGGAUGGGACAAUACAAACUACGUGACCGGCGAGUUUAAGAAUCCGAACCGUGACUUGCCACGUGCAAUACACACAGCAAUGCCUGUGGUGAUUGUUUGCUAUCUCAUGGCCAAUGUCUCUUACUUUUUUGUUCUGCCACAAGCAACGAUAGCCAAAAGCAAUACAGUGGCUGUUCAGUUUGGCGCCAAAGUUUUCGGCCCAGUCGGAGCACUCGUUCUAGCCCUGGUGGUCUCCGGAAGUUGUUUAGGAGCUCUCAACGCGACGUGCUUCACAAGUGGCCGUCUUGUGUAUGCUGCGGGAAAAGAGGGCUAUCUCCCAGCCAUGUUUGGAAAGAUUGGCUUUGGAAAGUCUAGCAACAAUAUUACGGGCAGUCGAUUGCAGCGUCGGUCAUGGUUCCACAAGGCGUUUUCCUGGCUAUGUGGAGGAAGCGCAGCUAUCGGCUACACUCCAGUGAAUGCUAUGCUCUUCAACGCUGCACUCACUGCAGCGUAUGUUGUCGUCGGAGAAUUCGGCACGUUGAUUACUUUCUAUGGUGUGGCGGGAUACACAUUCUAUUUUCUCACGGUUCUUGGGUUGAUUGUCUUACGGAUACGAGAACCGCAUUUGGAGCGACCUUACAAGACAUGGAUCACGACGCCUAUUAUCUUCUGCUGCGUCAGUCUAUUUCUUCUCAGCAGAGCUGUCAUCGCGGAACCUCUUCAAACACUGAUUGUCGUCGGCUUCGUGGCAGCUGGGGUUCCUGCUUACUUCUGGAUGAUGUACCGACGGGAUGGGACUAUCAAAUUGCCGAAUUGGAAGUUCUGGCAAAAACGAUAG